GCAGCUCACGUGACGUUACCCCCAUGCUUGGAACGUCGGAUAGAGGAAUUUCUGUCGCUUUUUCCUUGAGAAACCGAAAGUUUAAAUGAGAUGAUUUCUCACUGAGACAAACAUGGAGCCACCUGUUCCUCCAGGGCGUCAGAAAUCCCUGGACCAACUCCUGGAACAGGCAAUCGCAGAGCGAUGUCGGGAAGAGGAUCAAGUGGAGGUUACCUACGAAAUGGCGGGAGAUUACACUGACGGCCAGCAACAAGCCAUGCGACUCCAGCCCAGCGAGCACAGAGAUGGAGAAGAAGGGAACGCAGAUGCCAUGGGCUCGGUGCAAACCGAAAAGAAAGUUAUGAGAAACACGAUUCUUUUGAGUGUAUCCAUGAUAUUCAUCCUCAGUGGCUUUUCAACUCUCCAAAGUCUCCAAAGUACGCUGUUUCCCGAAACUGGUCUGCAAUGUUUGAGUGUGGUGUAUGCUUGUACAUUUUCAUCAUUUCUAUAUGCACCAACUCUCGUACAGAAAUUAGGCAUAAAGUCUACCAUCACCUCAAUGUCCAUAGCGGACAUAUUGUACAUAGUCGCAUUUUGCUUCCAUCGUCCAUACCUCUUGAUUGCAAGCGCUGUGUUGCUGGGUUUCAGCUCAGGACCUUUAAUUUACACCCAAAUGACGUAUCUGUUCAAUAAUGUCUCUAGAAUAUCAUUCGUGACACAUGCGAUGAGAGACAAAAUCCAACAACGCUACCUCAAGUUCUUCUUUGUGAUUUCCAAAUCGAACGUUUUCUGGUCGCAUCUUGCGACUGCUGUUAUCACAAGUGCUAUGAACGGCGAACUGGCAACGCAAAGUGACUUUUCAAACUCCACCUUGUAUGACGAUGACACCAAAUCGUGGAGGACUUCUGUAACGUGUCCUGAGGUUUCUUGCAGCCCCAGGCCAAAUGAACUUGAUUUUCCAGUUUUGAAACUUUCAGAGACGAAUAUUGUGCCAACGUUCACCCUCAAAAUUUUGAUGUAUGUUUUUGCGUGUAGUAUCCUUCUGGCAGUUUUGGUGAUCGUCUUCUUCGUUGAACAACUUGAUAUUCUACAGCAACAAGACCCAUUGGAACGACCUUUGAUAUACUUGACUCUCAGACAGAUACGAUUGGUUUUGGUGGAUAAACACAUACGACUUGCUCUUCCUCUAAUUAUUUUUAUAGGAAUUGAGCAAGCGUAUAUUUUUGGAGAUUUUACAAAAUCCUUCGUAAGCUGCUCACUAGGCUUACAGUCUGUGGUCUUGACAAUGGCGUGCGAGGGAGCAGCCAACACUCUAGGAUGUGUGGGGGUUCACCUGUUCCAGCAGCAUAUUCAGCGCCCUCUCAUUAUGGCGGGAGGCAUUGUCUGUCAAGCUGGAUUGCUCACUGUACUGUGGCUCUGGACGCCCCUUAAAGAUGAUGCGGCAGUUUUUUACGUCAUCGCCGGAGGAUGGGGGCUCUGCCACGCCAUCUGGGAGACACUCACGACUACCUACUUGGCAUCUACUUAUGCUGAAGACUGGCCAAUUCCCUUCUGUGCAUAUUAUCAGUUGCAGUGCAUUGGAUCGGCAUUUGUGUUUGCUAUCUCAUCUUACUUGUGUUCCGAAAUUAAGGUUUGCUUGCUUGCUGCUGCCCUUGCUCUAGCCCUGGUCCCGUAUACUGCUCUGGAAUUCCGUAUUCAUCAAAGAAGCAGGACACAAACCAAUACCACAGCUCUCUAAGUGCACGUUGGAAGGAACUCUAUAAAAGGAACAAGAAAAUACAGGGUGUUCCAAAAAUGACUGAUACAUUUGAAAAAUCAAUAAAAACUAA
This is a messenger RNA of Uloborus diversus, 1808 nucleotides long. Its product is annotated as protein unc-93 homolog A-like. The record is from RefSeq and is a predicted model, not a curated record. The transcript has 5 exons. Gene Ontology annotation, cellular component: plasma membrane; striated muscle dense body. Gene Ontology annotation, biological process: regulation of potassium ion transport; regulation of muscle contraction. Gene Ontology annotation, molecular function: potassium channel regulator activity. NCBI's taxonomy places the organism in Eukaryota, Metazoa, Arthropoda, Arachnida, Araneae, Uloboridae. The coding region runs from base 113 to 1717 and encodes 534 amino acids.